GAGGGAAAAGGGGCGGGGCCGAACAACGACAAGAGGAAACCUGCUCAAGUUGAAAAGAGCGUGAAGUCACUCCAAAGUCUGACUCUGAACGCAAUCAUUCAGGCGGACGGAGGACCUCUACCGGCUCUACGAUAUCGAGUAAUUUCCGAUGUCAAUUUGGUCCCCACGACAACAAUAUCUCGGUGGCUACAAAACGGCGUGAAUAACGGUCAUUUUCUCGACGGCCAACCAGAAUGGUAACAACCGAUUUGUCCGUUGCUGCCCCCAGGUUGAAGAGGGAAGACUAUAAGCGCACCAAGCACGACUCCGUCUUCUCCAAAUGGCAGAUUCUUGUUGGUCCUUCCGAUUGGGAAGACUGUUUACUGGGAAAGGAAGGAGCUACAAAGUAUAGAGUUCACAACCUGCCCAAAAGUUCUGGUCCAGGAGUGUAUGAGCUUGGGAUUGCUGUAUCUCGGACGGGGUUGGGGCGUGAAAUCAGCAAGCUUGACCCGGACCGCGUGAUCGUGACUUACCUUGGUCAGGCAGACAAUGUUAAGACGCGACUCCAGCAGUAUGGCCGGACAGGUGCUCACUUGGGCAAUAGCUGUUUCAAUGGUGGCCCAAAUGACUCUAAGAGUGUGUGUCUCCAGAAAAGGCCUGGAUUUUUUGAGGAGAUAUUUUCAAAUGGCUACCCCAUUGUGUUUCGAUGGGUUCCUACGGAGAGCAAGAGCGAUGCUGAGAAAAAAGAAGCCCAGCUGCUCAACAGAUUUGAUUAUGCAUGGAACUUAAGCAGUAAUGGUGCACGGCGACAAUAUGAUAUCCUUUUGAAACUUAAGAAAGAUGCUUCAAAAACUAUCCAAUUUUCUAAUAUUGUCAGGAAACUUCUGCUAUUUGAUCAGAAGCAAGUGGGCAUUAGAAUCAAAGCAAGCACUCACGCUGAUGAAGAGAGCUACAAUUUCCUAUCAGGAGUUUUCAAAUUUAGUAGAUCGCAGCCUAGGCUUGUACUGGAUAGAAGUGGUGUUAUUGAGGACAACACUAGUUUUUGUGGGGUGGUCUUAAGUGAUGGUUCCGUUUGUAGAAGACCACCGGUUGUGAGAAGAAAGAGGUGUGCUGAACACAAAGGGAUGAGAAUUACUGGGUUCAUCCCAACCUUGGUUACAGAAGGUAAAUCAAAGAGCACAAUUGGCUCAGAUUCCACUAAUCUUGAUGACAGAGAGGGUUACAGUCACAAUGACACAGCAAAGUGUCCACUGGUUGCAUUUAAGCGUCCUGUUAGUGAGAACUUUACUCCUAUAUGUGGAGUCCUCUUGAGUGAUGGCUCUGCUUGUAGAAGGCAGCCGGCUCAGGGGAGGAAAAGGUGUGACGAACACAAAGGUAUGAGAAUAAUUAGAUCCAUUGCUGAGUCAGCUAUGGAAGGAAACCCGAAUUCAUCUGCAAUGCGCAAACCUGGAAUAGUGCAACCUCGAGCUUCCCCAGAGAAGUUUGUUGUCAGCAAAAGCUGCAACACUAUAUGUGGGGUGAAUUUAGAUCAUGGGCUUUUCUGUACAAGACAGCCUGCUAGAGGAAGAGUCAGGUGUGAAGAGCACAAAGGGCUGAGAGUUAAUGGGUUGGUCCCCAUGUUAGCAGCAGAAGACAAGUCCCAUGUAUCUGAUAAGGGUUUGGAAUUCAGUUCUUAUAAUGCCUCCACUUGUGGAGCAGCCUUACACGAUGGUUCUCUGUGCAGAAGGCAGCCAGUGGAAGGAAAUAAAAGGUGUUGGCAGCACAAAGGCAUGAGGGCCGGUAGUUCCUUCUCUGGGCUUGGCUCUGGAAUAACUUUUCUCUCAUGUGGUGUUACCUUGCAGAACGGAUCUACCUGUAUGAGGACUCCUGCUUAUGGUAGGAAGAGGUGUGAGCAGCACAAGGGGAGAAGAGUCUAAUUCUCUGAAAUUACAAAAUUAGAGAUGGACUUCCAGAGGAGGUCUUGUUUAAUGUACUCAAUUAACUAUACAUAUUGUAGCUCUCUUUGUAUCCUUAAGUACAUGCCCUUCAAAUAAUAUUGUAGCUCGUCUCCCUUUAGGGCAUUCACAGUAA
Molecule: messenger RNA, 2049 nt
Organism: Corylus avellana
Lineage: Eukaryota; Viridiplantae; Streptophyta; Magnoliopsida; Fagales; Betulaceae
Product: transcription factor
Biological process (GO): regulation of DNA-templated transcription
Molecular function (GO): DNA binding
Source: RefSeq, a predicted model, not a curated record